AAGGGCUUAUGGGAAGUCGGGAGGGGGUCUGCUGUGAUUCGUCAGGACACUCCUACAAAAUGGCGGUCUCCGUGGUCAGUGUGUUUGGCUGCGGUUCGGACACGGUCCGGGUUCUGUCGGUUCCGGUCCGUCUUUAGGCAGUAGCUGCGUGUUUUCCCGCGCGGCAGUGUUCCGGGUCGGGUUCUGUUGGGUCUGGACCCGUCCGGACCGAGGCUCCGAGGAGCAGCAACGAUGUCCGCGCGAGCUCCUUCAGAAGACCUCCAGCAGGUCCUGAAGGACGAAGAAGCUCCUGCUGAGCAGCUGCUCUGGAACCAGGACAGCUGGAACCAGAAGGAACCAGAAUCCCCGGAGAUCAAGGAGGAACUAGAGGAACUUAAUAUCCUGGUGAUUAAAGAAGAACCAGAAUUUCUGCAGGCUAAAGAAGAACAGGAUGAAGACAGAGAGAGGGAGCUCCCCCUGCUGGACCACCCAGAAGAGCUCCUGAUCCGUAAUGAACCUCAUGCUGAACUUCAGAACGUAUCCCUGACCAACUCAAGAACUACAGAACCUUCAUGGAUCAAAGAGGAGCCAGAAGAACCAGAACCUCCAGCGGUCCACAGGCGCCAUGAUGCUGGCGGGCUCAAAGAGGAGGCGGGUCUGCUGGACAUGAACAGACAGCUGGUCAUAAAGUUACACAGAAUAGAUUCACGACAGCCACCCGAGUAUCGUCUUUCAGACGUUUGCCAGGAAGUUUGGCAAGGAAUCCCUCCGGAGGAUUCUCCAGCAAACGGGAGCCGGAUCAGAGGCGGUAGCUACGAUGCAGUGCUGGAGACCUCUUCUACAGACACAGGUGUGGAGGCCUCGUUGAUCGACCACAUCAGUGUCCACACACCUUCAGGUCAGACAGACGGAGGAGCGUCUGGUAGAAAGCCUGCCCGGAAGCCGCACUGGUGCCAAGAAUGCGGAAAGAGUUUCACCCAGCACAGUUCUUUGAUGGCACACUUGAGGAUCCACACAGGUGAGAGGCCCUUCUCCUGUUCCACCUGUGGAAAGAGCUUCAGCCAGAAGAGCCGCUUGUUGAUUCACGGCCGGAUCCACACAGGGGUGAAGCCCUUUUCCUGCGACACCUGUGGAAAGGGGUUCAGUCAGCGGUACGGCUUGCUGCGCCACACCCAGUCGCACACCGGGGAGAGGCCACAUGCCUGCCAGUUCUGCAAGAAAUGCUUUGGCCAGAGUUAUCACCUGAAGAAACACAUGAGACUUCACUCCCACCUGGACUCCUGCCAAGCCGAUGACCACGACCAUGGCGGUCCCACAGAGGAGUGGCCAUUCUCCUGUGACACCUGUGGAAAAGGCUUUCAUCGGAGUACGGACUUGCUGUGCCACAUGAGGAUACACUCGGACGAGAGUCCGUACUCCUGCCACACCUGUGGGAAAGAGUUUGCACGAACUCGGGAUUUGUGUCACCACACGAGGCUGCACACGGGUGAGAGGCCCUUCCUCUGCAACACUUGUGGGAAAGGGUUUCGCAGGAACUCCGACUUGUUGUCCCACCUGAGGGCCCACUCCGAAGAAAAGGCCUUUCCUUGUGAAACCUGUGGUAAAACAUUGAGCAGUAGGCAGCAGCUGCUGCGCCACACCUGGACCCACACCGGCGGUAAGCCCUUUGCCUGCCAAAGCUGCGGGAAGACCUUUGGGCAGAGCUACCACCUGCUGUACCACAUGAGGACGCACACGGGCGAGCGGCCGUUCUCCUGCGAGACCUGUGGUAAGAGUUUCUGUCAGAACAGCGAUUUGGAUCACCACCGGAGGAUCCAUACCGGCGAGAAGCCAUUCACUUGCCAGACCUGCGGCUUAAGGUUCCGCCGCAGCAGUGACUUGUCGCGCCACAUGAGGACGCACACGGACGAGCGGCCGUACUCGUGUGAGACGUGCGGAAAAGGAUUCAAACGACGUGGUCAUUUGUCAAGCCACGCAAGGACUCACGAGGGGAAGGAGCUCCCUGGAUGACAAAGAACGGCGUUGUUUGGAAGAGUCUUUUUAACGGACUCUAUGGAUUCAUUUAGAACUACUCUGGUUUGUUUUGGACUUGGUCUCAUAACUUUAGACAGAUUUCAUGGAGACAAAGGCUUACCCAAUCGUCCUUUUUUAAUCAUGCUGGUUGAACCUCAGAUUUUUGUAAAGACAGUUUUUCAGAAAUCUGCCAAUAAAUCAAUAUUUUCUGUUCUUGA
Oryzias melastigma (Indian medaka) is the source of this 2210-nucleotide messenger RNA. Its product is annotated as gastrula zinc finger protein XlCGF57.1. The transcript is spliced from 4 exons. The coding region runs from base 232 to 1989 and encodes 585 amino acids. Gene Ontology annotation, molecular function: DNA-binding transcription factor activity; RNA polymerase II cis-regulatory region sequence-specific DNA binding. The record is from RefSeq and is a predicted model, not a curated record. Lineage: Eukaryota; Metazoa; Chordata; Actinopteri; Beloniformes; Adrianichthyidae. Gene Ontology annotation, biological process: regulation of transcription by RNA polymerase II.